AUGAUAGCUUGCAUAGCGUCAAGGAUCGCGCUAGUGUGUUUGGGAGUGGCAUGGGCGAAGGUGGUGGUGGCGCAAAGUGACGCGAGGAUCUUUUUUAGUAACUCGGUGGUUAUUGGGAAGAUUUAUCCGCUUGAUUCAGAGGUUAGGGUUUGUGAUGAGUCUAGGACGGAGGAUGUCGCGACAGUGGAGUUGAGGGAAGGGGACGUGUUUUGGUUAAUCAUACGACGGAGAAAGAGUACAAUUUUAAGACUAUUGGUGACGUUGGGCCUGUGA
Eruca vesicaria subsp. sativa (arugula) is the source of this 273-nucleotide messenger RNA. NCBI's taxonomy places the organism in Eukaryota, Viridiplantae, Streptophyta, Magnoliopsida, Brassicales, Brassicaceae. The record is from the annotation of a GenBank genome assembly.